Messenger RNA from Petromyzon marinus (sea lamprey), 4222 nucleotides. NCBI's taxonomy places the organism in Eukaryota, Metazoa, Chordata, Hyperoartia, Petromyzontiformes, Petromyzontidae. The record is from RefSeq and is a predicted model, not a curated record.
AAACCGGAGGACCCAGAGAAAAAUCCACGUGACCACAGGGAGAACAUGCAAACUCCAACUAUACAGGAGGCAUCAAGGUCGGGAUCGAACCCACGACCUCCUGUAUAUCCGGCGAUGUAGUAAACAUACGGUACAUACAAAAUCUGCAAUAUUUCGGAAGCUAAGCAGGGGCCGACCCUGGACAGUGCUUAGAUUAUUUGCUAUUCUCGCGCAUGAUGGGCGGCAAUAUGUUCAAGAGCUAAAUGUCAUUUGUCCGAGGUCUGCAAAGCCUUGACGAGAGAUGGCUUCAGUAGAGAUGCGCAUCUGUGAAAAAGAGCUUCAUAGCUCUUCGGAUUCGUCCAAUAAUUGUGCAUUGAAUCAAGCAAACAUUUUGUGUGGGACGAGGCAACAAUUCCAUGACCGACCCGAGGGGGUCUGAACUGGGUUGACAGGAGAGGGUCCUGUUAUUGGAUGGGUUUCUUAGCUGUUCACCCCACACGGUUUACCCCUGUUAUUCUGUUACUGGGGAAAUUGAGUUUUCAGGUCCAUACGGCGUACAGCCGUUUCAAUACGGGCAAAAACAUUUUUGUUUCUUUGUGAUUUUCUCUCUUUUGAUGGGACUUUGUAGGAUGAACGUUGAGAUUUAUAAGGGGCACGGGGUGACCAAUAAUGUCUGAAUUGAUCUGUAAUAAGGUAGGCACUGAUAAGGCUUUGACGGGUAUGUAUCAGAUUGUUACGAGAUGCGAGUUCAUGUCUUUUUUUUUCCUUGAACCGAGGAAGCUUAUAUUAGCAGUAACUUGAGCGAUUACCUUUCUGUGGCGUGUACCCAUUUGUUAUCGCUUGGUGGACAGGUGGGGUUGGUUGGAAGCGGGAGUUUAAGAAGCCUGUCCAUUAUGUUUUUUACUGUUGCGCUGAGAGAGCGAUGGAUACGCACCGUGGAUCCCUCGAUUGCAAGUCCGGUGUGCUAAAUCAUUACAUAACGGCAGCAUGACGGUUGAGUUUAAUGCGCCACAGGAAUGUGGAAUUUUCACCCGUGAUGAGAUUGAGUCUCGUUGCCUCGUACGAAGGAAGCUACCUACUUCUCUUGUCCUGAUAACAUGGGGCUGCAUACUCGCGCUAUGAAGAAGCACCAUUGCCUGAAACAUCACCUACCAUAUAAUUUAUACUCUUUGGUUCUUUCGGUAAAGUCACGUAGGUUUAAAAUAAUAUAUUAUAUAGUUUGUCUUAAGGCACCACACUGUUUUUGACGAAUGAGUUUUGUUGUUUUAAUCGUGACACGAUAUUGAUGGCAACACAAUUGGAAAUUACUUUAGGAGAUAACGGGGAAAUAUAUGUUUCCUGGAGUUAUGCGGAAGGCCAGCCUUUGUGUACAGAAUUGUCCAUGGACGUCAUUAAAAUGAAUAAAGCAAUACUAACUUACUGCCCUUAGUCAAUUCACUUCUGGAUGAAGACCUUCCCAUCCAGUGUCGGUUGUAGGUGUUGUUUGACCAUAUCUCAUUUUUUUUACCAGGUAAGCCCACUGAGCCAUAGAGCUAUUUUUCAGACACGAACUGUCCACAAAUGAUAAAUCAACGAAGUGACUUACCAUUGUGGAAAUGUAUAGCAGCCGAAUACUCCUUGCAGGUUGUCGCCUUGCUAGUCAAGGCAUGUUGGUGAGGUCGGGUGAGUAGUAGGCAAGCGUGUCGUACUACUGGUUUAGACAUCACUGUUCACCAAUGUUAGCCAUUCCCUGGGAUCGAAUUCAUCCGGGUCUGGUGGGUUCACGGCGCACGUGUGCUCCUAACCACUGCACCCACCGGUGUUCACAAAGCACUGCGUGACUUCUGGCGUGCGAGCCCCUCUGAGUCGACGCCUCCGUCGGGAGCAGAAUUACAUAACUGGGUUGCCCAUGGAAACUUGAGACAGUCUGCCGUUAUUGACCACAGAACAGACGCACCAAGCCAAGGCCGUCUUCACCAACGCUCUUGCACACAGUGGUGAAGUUUCCGUUAAGGAAGAGCGCGAACUUGGCUACGUACGGUGCAAAAUAAGUUAAUAAGUACAUUGUCCUCCUCAUUGUUGCUUUCGAUGGACAAACGGAGCCACGAUCGGGACCGGAGGGGCCGUGUGCACGAGGCCACCGUCAUGGGGCUAGAUGCAAUCCACAAAAUCGUGAAGGUGGAGUGGAUCGAUUUGGAUAAUCAAGGCCGCUGCAAGGAGUUCUCUCUCCAAGACAUAUACCGGCUGAACCCCAAGCUGGCGCUGGUGAAGGACUCUGAUCUGAUGCCUCCCCCUGCGCGACCCGCAGUUCCCGUGAAGUCACGACCGGUGCCCUCGGUUGCAUACGCACGUGUCAUGCGUGGGUCCGAGUCCUCGGUCGGGAAUAGCGUCGUCGUGCUGAAGCAGGACCCUCUGCCUCAAAGGAGUGACCGUAAGGCAUUGCGCCGGAGAACGACAUGGCAAGCAGGGACAGCAUACUAGAUGCAACCAGGAAGAAUCACAAUACCUUGCUGAUCUCGUGACAGAGCGUAAACCAUGACACGAACUCCGGCCAUCCUCGCAACGGCUUUUGGCUAGACAUAGAGAAAAGACGGUCACCACAUCGCGCGCUUACAAAUGUGCUUCUGUGGCCAUCCGGAACGCUCUUCGUUCUGACAUUACGAAGCCACCGGACCUAUGCACUUUUAAAUGCUGGAUUUAAAACUAAUUUCUUUAGAACUGCUCUUUGUGUUUAGUUCCCCUUCCCCGUACCUCCGAUUAGCACGGUUAGCUACAUACGGUGCGAAAGAAGUUCAACAUUUGUCCAUGCAUGCGUUACGAAAGAAGUUCAUACGGGAGAGCAGGUUUACCGAGACAAGUAGUGGAGACUUUGUGGGUCUGGGUAGCAGUGUGCAUAAAAUACCGGGGGCCUGUUCGAUGGAAGUUGAGAUCUUAUUUUGUUAGCAAGGUGUGGUUUUUUUUUCAUAAACUACACAUCCCGUUUUUGAAGGACAAAUCGGUGAACUUUAAUGUUGAGAGGUGGGUGUUUGGGGCAGGGGUAAUGUCUGUUACUGCACAUGCCAAGAGAACUUGAAGAGACCAACUGGAAGAGAAGCAUUUGCCACGUUAAUGUUGAUGCCAUAGCCCAUGUUGUCAUGGUAAAGGCAACUUUUGGGAGGUUCGGUGUGAAACGUGAUAAGAAAGUCUUGUAGUUGUGAUUGGGGAUAGGAGGUUACGAUGGGUGGAACAUGCGUACAGGAUGGAGGGGGAGGGUAGGCUACUGAGAGGUAUUAGAGUGGUAUUCAGUUGCACGAGGAAGACAUCAAUCCAGAUGUUGAUGAUUAGACUUGGAGUACAUAGAAGUAAAAAAAUGGGAAUAGGUUGUUUUCAUUGGUGAUUCUACUGAUUAAUUCAUGUUCAAAAGUGGUAUUGGAAAACAUGUAAUCUAAAUGUGGAUAUAAUUGAGUUUGUGCAUUUCAAGCUUAAUUUAACACGUUUUAGACACCAGACACAAACACAUUAAAAUUAUAAUGUUACAUACACAUUUAGCUGGAGUAGGAGUGAAUGGUUAUCAAAACCACUAGGAAAAGACGAGUCAGAAAACUGAAAAUCCAAAUUGCAGGAAUGUUGAUUGAGUUGCGGAUAAGCUAAGAGACAUAGCGCUACGGCUUGGCAGAAGUACAGAUGUAAAAAUUUAAACUUUAAAUGUGAAGGUGACCCAUAAUCCCCACCCACCCCUUCCUGAAAUUAAAUCGCUCCUAGUGGCUGCGCCACCGAAGUUGCGAGUGCGGACAGUGGUGUUGCAGCGUGCCUGGGCAGGCCACUAGUGGCCCCCUGAGUGUUUCGUUUCGCUUGAGUGGCCGCUCCUUCUGUAGGGCUAACUGUGGGCCGGGGGGCGGCGGUAGGUGAGGCACAGGGAGAACAGCUCAGUACUCCGCCACAUCCUCGCUGUGUUUCCGUCCGAUACGAGGCUUUGAAUUUGGAGGAUGGCGGGCAGGCGGCCAGGGCUAAAGCCUCGCCCAGCUGCUUGUGUUUUUGAGGGACGCUUGGUUUUGGAGCUGCUCUCAAGCUGCUUACAUUGGCCCCGUCAAGUGCCCUGAGCUCCUUUGUUCAGCUCGGACAAGAGGGAAAAUUCUUUAAGAAAAUAAAUGAUUGGUGUUGCUUGGGUGGCUCUCGCGGGAUGCUGUGUGCCCGUGGCGGAGCGCUGCACCAGCAACAUGGACGUCAGUGGCGGUAGCAGUGGAGUGAGUGAACAGGCCGGUGCAUCUGUCUGGGGAGCCCAAUG